GAGAGGCUGGCGCGCCGGGCGGCUCCGCGAAUCCUCCGGCAUCCGCCCCGGCGGGCCGCCCCCGCCCGCGGCAGCCCCCAGACCAGCGGCCCGGCACCGGCACCCUCCCGGCGGGCCAGAGCGAAUCAUGGAGCUCCGCGUGGGGAACAAGUACCGCCUGGGCCGGAAGAUCGGGAGCGGUUCCUUUGGCGAUAUCUACCUGGCUUCUAGAGAUAGCACCGUGCUAUCACACACCAAGAAACAGGAACAUCAUGGUCAGAUUAGCCGCAUUGAGUACAUCCACUCCAAGAACUUCAUACACCGGGACGUCAAGCCCGACAACUUCCUCAUGGGGCUGGGGAAGAAGGGCAACCUGGUGUACAUCAUCGACUUCGGCCUGGCCAAGAAGUAUCGGGAUGCCCGCACCCACCAGCACAUCCCCUACCGGGAAAACAAGAACUUGACUGGCACUGCCCGCUACGCCUCCAUCAACACCCACCUGGGCAUCGAGCAAAGCCGUCGAGAUGACCUGGAGAGUCUGGGCUACGUGCUCAUGUACUUCAACCUGGGCUCCCUGCCCUGGCAGGGCCUCAAAGCGGCCACCAAGCGCCAGAAGUACGAACGGAUCAGCGAGAAGAAGAUGUCGACGCCCAUCGAGGUCCUCUGCAAAGGCUACCCCUCUGAGUUCUCAACAUACCUCAAUUUCUGCCGCUCCCUGCGGUUCGACGACAAGCCCGACUACUCCUACCUGCGACAGCUUUUCCGUAACCUCUUCCACCGGCAGGGCUUCUCCUACGACUACGUCUUCGACUGGAACAUGCUCAAAUUCGGUGCAGCCCGAAACCCCGAGGAUGUGGACCGGGAGCGGCGAGAGCACGAGCGCGAGGAGAGGAUGGGGCAGCUCCGAGGGUCUGCAACCCGGGCCCUGCCUCCCGGCCCGCCCACGGGGGCCACUGCCAACCGGCUCCGCAGUGCUGCCGAGCCUGUGGCUUCUACUCCAGCCUCCCGCAUCCAGCAAGCUGGCAAUACUUCUCCCAGAGCGAUCUCACGAGUCGACAGAGAGAGGAAGGUGAGCAUGAGGCUACACAGGGGCGCUCCUGCCAACGUUUCGUCCUCCGACCUCACCGGGCGGCAAGAGGUCUCCCGGAUUUCAGCCUCACAGACAAGCGUGCCAUUUGACCAUCUUGGGAAGUGAGGAGGAACCACCAUUGGACCAGUAUUUGCUUAGUGUCUUCACUGUAUUUUCUUUUGAAAAAACAACAACAAGA
This is a messenger RNA of Hipposideros armiger (great roundleaf bat), 1247 nucleotides long. It is a transcript of the gene CSNK1E, whose product is annotated as casein kinase 1 epsilon. The record is from RefSeq and is a predicted model, not a curated record. Gene Ontology annotation, molecular function: ATP binding; protein kinase activity. Lineage: Eukaryota; Metazoa; Chordata; Mammalia; Chiroptera; Hipposideridae. The transcript has 10 exons. Bases 128 to 1174 code for a protein of 348 amino acids. Gene Ontology annotation, biological process: protein phosphorylation.